UGAAGUGACUUUAAGCAGCACCUUCCUUGAGAAGGAGAGGCAGCCCCAUCUCUUGCCUGCAGCCAUACAGGCGGUAGGCAGCUUUUCUCUUCACUCUUCCUGGCAAGAAACAAUCAUCAGAAGACAGAUCUCCUAAAGGAGAGGGAAAUCGUCAGCGCUGGGAUCAGAUAAGAGAGGGAGGAAGCAGCUGAAGACUGAGCCGUGUGGUGCCAGGCUGCCGAGAAGUUCCAUUAGACACAAGACACUGAGGAUUCAUCUCAAGGUUCUUCGAGAAAGUGACAGCAGGAGGCGGAUUUGGUGCAGUCUAAGCACUAAGGCAGGCUGAGGACUGAGCCUAAUCAUUAAAGUCCCUUCUAGCUAGCACCCUAUGAGCAGGAGGAUGCUACCUUCGAACUUUAUUGUGCUUGCGAUCGUCUUUGUAGGACCACUCGCCGGUGCGCAGAAGUUCUCAGCCCUGACGUUUCUAAGAGUGGAUCAAGACAAGGACAAAGAAUGUAAUUUGGAUUGUGCAGGCUCUCCUUCCAAACUUCUGUGUGCAUCCGAUGGCAGAACGUUCCUUUCCAGGUGUGAGUUUCAACGAGCUAAAUGUAAAGAUUCUCAGUUGGAGAUUGCAUACAGAGGAAAUUGUAAAGAUGUUUCCAGAUGUGUUGCAGAGAGGAAAUACACUCAAGAACAAGCCCGCAAAGAAUUUCAGCAAGUGUUUAUCCCAGAGUGCAAUGAUGAUGGCACAUACAGUGAGGUACAGUGUCACAGUUACACAGGAUACUGUUGGUGUGUAUCUCCAAAUGGUCGGCCACUCAGUGGGACUGCAGUUGUACACAAAACUCCUCGGUGUCCAGGAUCACUAACAGAAAAAGUUUCCCAGAGAGAAGGGACAGGAAAAGCAGAUGAUGUGUCUGUUGUGUUAGAAACACAACCUCAAGGAGAUGAAGAAGAUUUUGCAUCUCGCUAUCCUACAUUAUGGACGGAGCAAGUUAAAAGUAGACAAAAUAGAACCCACAGAAAUUCAGUAUCAUCUUGUGAUCAAGAGCAUCAGUCUGCACUAGAAGAAGCCAGACAACCAAAGAAUGACAAUGUAUUCAUUCCAGAAUGUGCACAUGGAGGGUUAUACAAGCCCAUACAAUGCCACCCAUCAACAGGAUACUGCUGGUGUGUCCUUGUGGAUACUGGACGACCUAUACCUGGCACAUCCACAAGGUAUGAACAACCAAAGUGUGACAAUGGAGCGAGAGCCCAUCCAACCAAAACAAAAGAUAUGUAUAAAGGAAGACAAAUUCAAGGUUGUCCUGGAGCAAAAAAGAAUGAAUUCCUUACAAGUGUAUUGGAUGCAUUAACUACAGAUAUGGUACAUGCGGUUUCUGACUUAACAUCCUCUUCCAGCAGGGUUUCAGAACCGGAUCCAAACCAUACUUUGGAAGAAAGAGUUGUACACUGGUACUUCAAGCAACUCGAUAAAAAUUCAAGUGGGGACAUUGGAAAGAAGGAAAUUAAGCCAUUCAAGAGAUUGUUACGGAAAAAAUCGAAGCCCAAAAAAUGUGUGAAAAAGUUUGUUGAAUACUGUGAUGUGAAUAAUGACAAGUCUUUAUCUGUCCAUGAAUUAAUGGGAUGUCUUGGUGUUACAAAAGAUGAAGGCGCAACUCCUAAAGGUAUUGGAGAGAAUCCCUCAUCUUAUAAACAGAUCUCCAGAAAACAAGGAUGAAUAAGCUUUAAGACCGUCAACAAUCUUAUUUGAGAAGCUGAUGCUCAAUGCCAUGUAGGCAGUGAUACAGAAAUAGUAUUUGCACUUUGUACUUUAAAUGUAAAAUCACUUUGUAGAAUUGUGAUAUUUAAGCAGACUUUUGAAUCUGUGAAACAUAAUGAACUUGUGGAAAUUUACACAUACAAUGUAUGUGCCUGGCACUCUAGCUAUAAUAGAUGUAAACGGUUGGCAUUUUCUCUUUAUUCUUUUCCUCUUUUUGAAUGUAGGUAGAUGCUUUGUAGGUGAAUGUUCAUGUAUCAUGACUCAUUUUUUUUAGCACAUUAUAUCCUUUAGCUGUUUUUUGUUAUGUGCUGUGUUCACUAUCCUUGAAUGAUGUUUUUAAUAGUUGUCUUUUAAAUAUGUUUUUAUUUUGCAUAUUUUUUAAUUGUGCUGAUCAAAACAAUGUAUUUGUUUUUCUGUUGAUGAUUUGACAGUUUUCAACCACAAAGUUAAUGAGCUUAGGACUCUUAGGGCCCGUUUACAUGGUGGAAUUAUCUGUCAGAAUUUUUGGCAUGGACACCACGCCAACAUUCCGGCGGUGGUCGUGUGGUUUCUGCCUCCAAUUGGGUGUCCACUUACUUAUUAGCUCCAUUCAAUGGCGCUAAGCCACAAGCAAGCCUGCAACUUCCAAAGUGCGCUUACACCGUUUUUUGCCACUGUAUAUGUGGCAGAUUUUGCCAGUGUCACAAUCUGAAAUGUGAACAGGCCUUUAUUCUUUUUACAUUUCGUGCAUUACCUGAUGUGUUUAUAGAAAUAGUAACACAAAGAGAAGCUUUCCAAUAAUUGACUAAUUCAUCCACGCCUCUAGGCACACAGUCUUUGUCAUACAAUCAUUAAAGAUUUGUUUUGUGUUGUGAGACUAAUAAGCCUAAAAGAAGACUGUCAAAACAAAAUCUUUUCAUUACACCUGGCUCAGAUUUCAUGUACCCAUUCAUUCCUCCUCCUCCCAGUGCCUGGGGGUCAGCAUAUAGCAAAUGCUAUCACCUGAACAAAUUAUAAACAUUUGCCUUCAGGAGGAGCAAAGUGUGUAAGUAUUGCCUUGAGCAUUCUCCUUACCAUCUGGGAGAUGUUUGAACAGGCAUUAAUGCAUUCCCCUUAAUUCUCUUUGAGGUGCCUUAAGGAACAAAUUAUUUGCAGAUGUGAACUUUAUAGCCCCAGUGCAUAAAACACUUUUCAAGAAUUUGGACUUUAAUAAAUUAUAUUCAUCUGUUGCAACCUCCACCUCAGAGCACACAGUUCAUAGACACUGAAAAACUGCAACAUUUUUUAGAUUUCAUUUUACUAUGGCAAAAACGCAGAAACUGACUCACAUAUGGUUUUCAACAGCCAAUAAAUAGCAGGGCAGGCUUUUUUCAUAUUUUCAUUACACACACUCUAGACACAGUCUUGUUUUUUACAGUGUUUUUAGCUUUAUAACUAUGCAACUUAGUAGCAGAUUACAAAUGCUAUACUUUAUAUAGGCACGGCACAGUGAAUGUUAUGAAGAUAUGUGCUAUUAUGGUUUGCUCUAGAUAUAUCUAUGAUUACCCAGACUCAUGUAGUAUGAAUACUAUAUGGCUGCAUUGAAGCAUGGUUAGAUCACAGAUAGACAAGAACAUACAGAACCCAUUUAAAUGCAUUUACAAAUCCAGUAUUAUCAUAUUGUUAAUGAAGUGCUUCCUUUUAUAUAUAUAUAUAUAUAUAUAUAUAUAUAUAUAUAUACAUAUAUGAAAGGACAGAGGACAUGAGUACUUGACACUCUGAAGUGCUCCCAUGGGCUUUCAGAUCUGUGCCUCCGCAUCAGACAUGGUCUCAUCUUUUGCUGUAUCUUGCGGAUCACAGACCCAUUCAGGUUAAAGGGUCCGCAUCCACAGCACGGAGUGCACACAGCUGGUGCCCGUGCUGCAGACCGCAAAUAGAGGUCGGCAAUGCGCGGGCACCAGCUGUGUGCACUCUGUGCUGUGGAUGCGGACCCUUUGAAUUGAAUGGGUCAGUGAUCCGCAAGAUACAGAGCCCUUACAUUUGUGUGUGUAAACCGAAUUACACUCACAUCACAUGUAAUAUUAAAGGGAUUUUCUGGAAUUUUAAUAUUGAUGACCUAUUUUCAGGAUAGAUCAUCAGUAUCAGAUCGGCACCCCCGCCUAUCAGCUGGUUGAAGAGAAGGCCAUACUACGUGCAAGCGCAGCCUUCCCUUCUUUGUUUAUCUGCUCACCGUUGACAUCACAGUGGUAAGCAGGUGUAACUACAAGCCUUCCCAUUCUCCUUAACCAGCUGAUCAGCGGGGGUGUUGGAUCCCUGCCGUUCUGAUAUUGAUGACCUGUCCUAAGGAUAGGUCAUCAAUAUUAAAAUCCUGGAAAACCCCUUUAAGGUGCACCACUUAAUAAAUUUGGUGCAGGCACCCUAGCAAAGCCAGACAUAAAACUGACACAAAAACAACCUUAAAUGAAAAAUGACCACCUAUAUACUUAAUAAACUGUUGUGCAUAUCUGUACAACAAAGUAAAUUAAUGCACUCACGUAUGCCUUACUUUCCGUAUACCUUAUUACAUUCUUGCACAAGAGGUGCUCCACUCUUUCUUUAUUUUAUGCAUGAUCCAUUUCAAAUUUGCACCAUCGGUCAAUUUUGCUGUGCAUGCUGUUCAUUCACACGACCAAUUUUUGGGUUCACUUCAACGGGGCCACAAUACAUGGGGACAGCACUCCUUGUGCUGUCUGCAUCCAUCACUCCUUUCUGUUGCCCAGCAAAAAAAAAAAAAAUAGAACAUUUUUGUCCAUUUUGCAAACAAGAAUAUAUAUUUCUGUAAAUUACAGAAUGCA
Molecule: messenger RNA, 4533 nt
Organism: Bufo bufo (common toad)
Lineage: Eukaryota; Metazoa; Chordata; Amphibia; Anura; Bufonidae
Gene: SMOC2
Product: SPARC related modular calcium binding 2
Exons: 13
Coding region: 368-1699 (443 amino acids)
Biological process (GO): extracellular matrix organization
Cellular component (GO): basement membrane
Molecular function (GO): extracellular matrix binding; protein binding; heparin binding
Source: RefSeq, a predicted model, not a curated record